GAUGCACCGACACAGGUUUUGAUGCAUAAACUAAGAUCAGUAGGUGCCUUUAAGUUUGCUGACCAAGUCGAUCCUCUUUGCCGCAAGCUAUUCUCCUUUCAAGGUUUGUUUUAUCAAGCUUGAAUAUUAAGGAAGCAGCUGUUGCAUUUGAAAUUUUUCUUGUUUUAUUGAGUCACUUCUUCUUCUUACUACGAUCCAAGCAGCAAAAUGAUUCGAUUUCCGCACACCAACAGAGUUUCGGCUUUGGUGGUUUUCGGUUUUUUGCAAGUUUUCAGCAGCUGCAGAAGUGUAGCCUCGAGCCUGGUAAAGAGCAAAAAUCACAAGCGGAGGAGCGACCGGGAAUACCAGCACAGCAGUCAGUCGAAACGGCAAAGAAGGGCAGUGCGGCAGUUCGCCCAGGAGUUUGCGCUUUCGGAGUGCGACACUUUAGAUGUCAUAGACUGGGCUGCCGAGUGUGACGAAAACUGCUUGCUUGGUGGUCGUAACCACGAGCAGCGCGAUCUGAUAGAGGCACUGCCAGAUAUCAAGGAAGGGCUUUUAUCUCGUGGUGUUGACAAGGACUCUGGCUCGUGUUCUCCGGAUCCUGGACCUUUGCGACGCACGAUGAAGCACCUGCGAGAGUUCAACCGGGCUUUCGCAUGUGUUGAGAAAGCCGGGAUAACGAGCGAGAAAGUCGACGUGUGUAGGGCAUGGGCAACAAAAGGCAGGUGCCUUCGAGGAGACAACUGCUGGAACCUACACCUGCCCGAUGAUUCCGAUUGCGAAGCUGGUCCCGUGCGUGCUUGUGCAGCGGAAAAAUUUGGGGCACGGACGCAAGACCUGGAGGCAGAUCACGCGGUUACAGUUGAAAGCAAGAACCGUGCCAAAAUCGAAACAAGUAGUUUGCUAUCAGGCUCGCACACGACGAACCAUUCCUAUGCUAUCAGGAGCGCUGCAGCUGCACCAGUGAAGAGCGAUGCAGCGACCUCAACUGCAGCGCCGAAGCAGGUACCAGAGAUCCUCGAUAAGGUACAAGAACUGCUCGAGGACUCCGAAACAUUCUCCUCGACAAUGUACCAUGCACCGUUGGACCGAGUUCUUUUGCCUUUGGACAAACUGCAGGAUAUUCUGAACGGCAAGGUCAGCAAGUGGGGUCCGUGGAUCAAGGCUACCGUCCCCCUGAACAAUAUCUUCUUUCUCCGGCCAGACCGACAAAGUGGUGAGACGAAGCCGGGACGAUUGAAGCUAAGAACCAAGCAGCAGGUCGCAAAAGAUGCGACUGAUGCGAAGUUUGUGAGAGAAACUGCGGACGAAUUGAUCAAAAAUCCAGUGGCAUACAAGAAAGAAAAUGCCAUGAUGGUUGUGCAGAUCGGCGGAAAGUUUUUUGCAACCGACUCCCGCGUUCUGGUCGCACAUAAGAAAGCAAAGCCGCAGGGUGCAGAGGUGAACGUGGUAAUGGCGCAUGUGAGCUAGUAGGAGUGCAGAUCGUCCUCGAUUGCUCGGCGGGGGCGUGAUCUGUUUUGCUACUAGGUACUGGUGGAAAUAAGUAGUUUUUUUCAUCGGGAAGGAACCAACUUGGCACUACUUAGAAGACUACCAAAAGUUGUAGUGGCGCAGUCGUGGUCGACAGAGCAGAGUUGGUCAGCAACGCAGUGGUAAUCCUCUUCAUGUUCAGCAGCCUUUUUCUCUGCUCGUUGUGGCUUCCGUCGGGAAGCAGCGAAGGAGCCACACCGCUUGUCACAUCGACUCUUUUGAAUUUUGAAGGAAAUGCCGAUCGAGGUGCAAAAAAAAUCAGUCUUUGUAUCUGAUAGAUACUGUGAUGUCCAUCCUCCAUACCUUCGAUGACGAUUUUGAAGAUAUGGUGUUGUAUGAUGUGUAUGAUGUCGUGUAGCCUUAUCGGAACGCGUAGUUGCGGCCUCCCCAUCCGCUGCUCGCAGCUGCUGCAAUAGUAUUGGCAACAAAAUCAUAACAAGUUCUCAGCCAGAAGACAGUCAGGCUUUUGUUCCAUAAACGUCUGCCUCU
Molecule: messenger RNA, 2001 nt
Organism: Amoebophrya sp. A120
Lineage: Eukaryota; Dinophyceae; Syndiniales; Amoebophryaceae
Source: the annotation of a GenBank genome assembly